AUGACAUUGCUGGAAAACAUCAAGCCCUUCUGGCCGUUAUUAUUCACAUUCGUCCUGCCACGCGCCAUCAACUACUAUCGAGUAGUCAAGACAGCUAUCCGCACCAGGCCCCCACCAAGACCAUUACCCAAGAAGACGGGUCGAGGACUCAACGUCCUUUUCGCAGCAAUAUGUGUCUUUCUCUACGCCUCAUUGCCAUUUAGGGGUAACCUCGAAGACCACAACAUCUUUGUCGUCACUCAGUCACGAAUAUCACUAGAAACCGAUACGCUGUUCACACGAUUAGCCUUGUUCCGAGAAGGUAGAGUUUUGACGCCGAUUGACGAGGCUCUGCGCUUCAAACUCGGCUCCCAAGCCCUUCGCCAAAUAUAUCUCCGUUUCGGCCCCUCGACGCUUCUGAAUUGCUCGUUCUGCCAAUCAGAUGACCAGUUCUCCUAUCUUCUGUAUCAUCUCCCCAACAAUGUGCUGUUGCCCCAUCUCUUCCAUAUUCUGUGUAUCGGUCUCGCAACUUCCGAAACCGUCUCCGGGUUCGAAGCAAGCCGCUGGCGCAGACGUACACUGCUAGGCGUCUUCGCACUCGCAAGCAUCGACGUCGCCAUGACAAGCAUGUUCGCGCCAAUCGUCGAUUCGAAAACCCCUGCCCCUGCCGGCAUCUUCUGGACUGCAUCUACCCUGCGAUGCCUGGUUCUUUGCCUGUUCGAUGCGAUCAUUGCAUUUCUCAUCUACGCCUCCGCCACGGGCCGAUUCCUCCUCUUCACCGCAGGGUCCGCUACGGACUCGGAACUCGUCCGCCGGCGGACCGAAGAACUCUUAAAGCAAGCAAACCUGUCGUUGCAGGUCGCCCAGACGAAUCUCCGCGCAUACGCGAUAGCGCGGAAUGCCGUGGUGCGGAAUCCCGGCCUCAAGGGUGUGGACGAUGAGUACUGGCGGGCGGUGGUAGCGAUGGAAGGGCCGGAGAGGGACGAGGCCCUUUUCGAGGACGAGGAGGUCCAGGCAGCAGUUGCGAGGGCGUACGGGUCCGGGACGAUGGAUGUGGCGGGAAUGAAGAAGGAAGCAGAGGUCUUUGUGAAGAAUGUGACAAGAGGGUUAGAAGCAACAGAGUCCGCGAGAUAG
This is a messenger RNA of Rhinocladiella mackenziei CBS 650.93, 1113 nucleotides long. RefSeq lists its product as uncharacterized. The record is from RefSeq and is a predicted model, not a curated record. Lineage: Eukaryota; Fungi; Ascomycota; Eurotiomycetes; Chaetothyriales; Herpotrichiellaceae. The transcript is spliced from 3 exons. Bases 1 to 1113 code for a protein of 370 amino acids.